This is a messenger RNA of Phalaenopsis equestris, 1152 nucleotides long. Its product is annotated as heat shock 70 kDa protein 6, chloroplastic-like. Gene Ontology annotation, cellular component: cytoplasm; chloroplast. Bases 1 to 903 code for a protein of 300 amino acids. Gene Ontology annotation, biological process: cellular response to unfolded protein; protein refolding. The transcript has 2 exons. The record is from RefSeq and is a predicted model, not a curated record. NCBI's taxonomy places the organism in Eukaryota, Viridiplantae, Streptophyta, Magnoliopsida, Asparagales, Orchidaceae. Gene Ontology annotation, molecular function: ATP hydrolysis activity; heat shock protein binding; ATP binding.
AUGGUGAUAAAUUUAUGGUUUUAUUUUGGUUCUUUUAAUUUUGUUAGCUAUGCACUACAUUUUUUAUCAUCUUUUGUACGGAAUUUUGUGUUUUUCUAUCUUCAGGCUGGAGUAUUGUCCGGAGAUGUCAGUGACAUUGUUCUUCUGGACGUGACACCUUUAUCUCUUGGUUUAGAGACAUUGGGUGGCGUGAUGACAAAGAUUAUUCCAAGAAACACCACACUGCCCACCUCUAAAUCAGAGGUCUUCUCGACCGCAGCAGAUGGUCAGACUAGUGUCGAGAUCAAUGUUCUGCAGGGUGAAAGAGAAUUUGUGAGGGACAACAAAUCAUUAGGAAGUUUCCGUCUUGAUGGAAUUCCACCAGCACCUCGUGGGGUACCACAGAUUGAAGUCAAGUUUGAUAUUGACGCCAAUGGCAUUCUCUCUGUUACUGCAGUGGACAAGGGUACUGGAAAGAAGCAGGACAUCACCAUUACAGGGGCUAGCACGCUGCCCAAUGAUGAGGUGGAUAGGAUGGUAAAAGAGGCAGAGAAGUUUGCAAAGGAAGACAAGGAGAAGAGAGAUGCCAUAGACACCAAGAACCAAGCAGACUCUGUAGUGUAUCAAACUGAGAAGCAGUUGAAGGAGCUGGGAGAGAAGGUUCCUGCUGCUGUUAAAGAGAAGGUUGAGGCCAAACUCAAGGGGCUCAAGGAUGCCAUCUCUGGUGGAUCAACUCAGAGCAUCAAGGAUGCAAUGACUGCUUUAAAUCAGGAGGUGAUGCAGCUUGGUCAGUCCCUCUACAACCAGCCUGGUGCACCUGGCACUGGCCCAGCACCUGGUGCUGAUGCUGGUUCUACCGGCGGAGCUAGCAAGGGACCCGAUGGUGGUGAUGUGAUUGAUGCCGAUUUCACUGAUAGUAAGUGAAGGUUUUGAGGGAAGGCUGUGAGAUGAUUGUUUAUUUAAUGGCGAAAAAUUGCAUUAAGUACUGAAAUAAACUUAAUUGCUCUUUUUGCACACAUGUUAGGGGCCAUGUAUUUGUACUGCAGCUUUAUAUGACUUGCUCACCAAUUGUGGAAUUUUGAUAUUAGUGUAGUUAGAAAGCUGGGGUUUUAAGCAUGUGUAGUGUUUUGCAACGGUUCUCCGUAUGAUUUAUGGCAUAUUUAUUGUUUUUCC